GUUGUUUGUGGAAAAUAUUUAUAAUUUAAACCUAAAAUGGAUGGUUUUAAACUGAUAAAGACAACUUUUGAAAAGAAUAAAGAAAUAGUUGGAAUAAAUUUUAAUGGCGAUGAGAGUUAUUAUUUAUUUGUAGAAGAAGUUAUGAAAGUGUACAACUUGCCGAAAGGCUCCGAAAUACAAGUAUAUUCCGGAGAAUUUAUUAUAAAGCCGCAUAUAUUUUCAAACUUUGUGGCACAAUAUAUUAGCAACCUGGAUUUUGUGUUGGACAUUAAAGUGGCAAGUACUAUAAAACGGUGUCAUACUGCAACAACAUCCAAUGAACCACCUCAAUUACCUACAACUUUGGAAAUCCAACAAAUUCCUGAAAUACAACUAGUUAUGAAGGAAAGAGCUUUGCAAAAUAAGCACCGAACAAGGAUAGCAAAGGCAGUUAUAGCUUUGAUUCUUACUGACAAUCCGGACAAAAGGCUAUUAAGAGAAGAAUUUAUGCAAUUGGCGGAAUCCAUAGUUGAAAUCUUUCCCACUGAGGUUAAGGAAACCUAUUACGUGCCCUUCACAAAAGGCCAUUUAGCAAGGGGUAAACUAUACGACGCCUAUAAUAACACAAGGGCACGAUUAAGUGCUACAGGAGUUAUAAGAAGACGUAUUAAAUUUAAGACCCACUCAACGGCCGUUGCGGACGACUCAAGUAUUUUAAGUGAUGGCGAAUUUGAUGAAAAUCAAUUGGAAAUUAUAAAAUCAGGAUGUGCUGAUUGGAACUUGGUACUGGAAAUAUGGCAAAAAACACACUGUUUCAGACAAAAUGAAUUUAAAAAUGAAAAUUUAGAGGCAAUGGAAUAUAUGGACAAAUAUAAGGUGCUGCAACAUGAACAUAAUUAUGAGUUGUUCGAAAUAGAUUACAGAAUGUUAUAUCCUACAGCAAAAAGCAUUUACGAAUGGAAAUUAUAUUAUCACAAAGUAAUCGAUAAAGCCGAAAAGCUAAAAGACAAUUACGUUAAAGAAAUAUUAAACUGUAUUACAAAUACCUGGGAAGAAGAUUCAAAACUAGCAUUAUCCUUGCUGUUAGUACCUUAUCUCUUACCAACCUCUAGACAAAAAACAAAAUUGGAAGUACAAGAAUCGUUUAUUUGUUAUAACAAGAAUAUUGUAAAAGAAGAGGAAGAUGAUGAGGAGAAUGAUUACGUUAAACGUAUAAAACUCGAUAAUCAGCCAAAAGUUUAUUUAGUCGGUGACUGCAUCAAUACUAUCAGCUUUGCUUACCUGGAUAUGUAUGGAAGAAGACACCGAUUUCUCAAUCCUUUGCAAGCCAUCGAAGUAUGCUUUCAGUGUUUAAUGGCAAUGAAUAUUAAAUAUCCCAAAUGUUGUGAACAUGUUUGGUUAUUCAUGCAAAAACUUAUUUUCCAAAUAGACACACCACACGAUGCAGUUAUACCAUCCACAAAUACCCUGAUAAAUGAUCUACAAUUGCAAUAAUUUCAUAUAAGAACGGUCAUAAAUUUCUACAUAAAAUUAUUUUAUACCAAAAAAUGAUUAACACAAUAAAUUUAAAUCAAAAUUUUGAAGAUAAAUUAUUA
This is a messenger RNA of Calliphora vicina (urban bluebottle blowfly), 1574 nucleotides long. RefSeq lists its product as uncharacterized. The transcript is spliced from 9 exons. NCBI's taxonomy places the organism in Eukaryota, Metazoa, Arthropoda, Insecta, Diptera, Calliphoridae. The record is from RefSeq and is a predicted model, not a curated record. Bases 37 to 1473 code for a protein of 478 amino acids.